AAAGAUUUCUUUUGUUUUCAAAAAAACCAACCAAGUGUAUAUAAAAAAUAAAAAUAAAAACUAUGCUUGCAAAGCAUGCACUUAUCGGUGGUGGAACUGGCUUCAUUGGCAAUUACUUGAACAAACAUCUCAUCUCGAAUGGCUACAAAGUCACUGUGGUCUCUCGAAUGCCGGGUUUGAAACGUAUCACUUGGCAUGAACUCGAAAAGAAUGGUGUUCCAAAAGAUAUUACAGCCGUUGUAAAUUUGUCGGGACAAAAUGUCUUGGAUCCAACUCGUCGAUGGACUCCGGGUUUCAAGCAAAAUGUUUGGAACUCGAGGAUAAAUACAAGUGCAGCUUUGGUCAAGGCUAUACAAAGCUCUCCGGAUGUUAAAUCCUUCGUCAAUAUUUCCGGGGUGAGUCAUUAUAAGACUGAUGGGCGAGUAUACUCGGAAAAUGAUCCAGUCGAGGCGUUUGAUUUUAUGUCUCGCCUCUGCUUGGAAUGGGAAAAAGCUGCAACUAUUCCUGAGGGUGUAAACUGUCGAUCUGUUAAAAUUCGAACUGGAGUCGUGAUAGGCCGUGGAGGCGGGAUGAUUCAAUCUUUAAUGCUUCCAUUUCAACUUGGUUUGGGUGGACCCUUGGGUAGUGGAAAGCAACCUCUUCCUUGGAUUCAUAUUGAUGAUCUCUGUCGUCUGAUACAAUACUCAAUAGAAAAUGAAAAAGUUACUGGGGUUGUGAAUGGAGUUGCACCUGAAUUGUGCACCAACGGGGAAUUCAGUAAGACCUUCGCAAGCGCACUUUAUAGACCAGCAUUCUUUCCAGUUCCUGAAUUUGUAGUCAAUAUGAUAUUUGGUAAAGAUAGGUGCGCCUUAUUGUUGAGUGGAGCAAAAGUUGAACCCAAGAGAACAUUGGAAUUGGGUUUUGAGUAUAAAUAUCCAACAACAAAACUAGCCUGCCAAGAGGUUGUUGAGAAAAAGUGAAUAACCAAAACAAUUGUUAAGAAGAAUAUGUUUAUAAUUUUAUUUAUGUAUUGCUAAAUUUUAAAAUUAUUAAAAGCUUAUUAAAAUAUGUA
Episyrphus balteatus (marmalade hoverfly) is the source of this 1051-nucleotide messenger RNA. Its product is annotated as epimerase family protein SDR39U1. NCBI's taxonomy places the organism in Eukaryota, Metazoa, Arthropoda, Insecta, Diptera, Syrphidae. The record is from RefSeq and is a predicted model, not a curated record. The coding region runs from base 63 to 959 and encodes 298 amino acids. The transcript has 5 exons.